This is a messenger RNA of Enhydra lutris kenyoni (northern sea otter), 4284 nucleotides long. Its product is annotated as RasGEF domain family member 1B. Lineage: Eukaryota; Metazoa; Chordata; Mammalia; Carnivora; Mustelidae. Gene Ontology annotation, biological process: Ras protein signal transduction; positive regulation of GTPase activity. The record is from RefSeq and is a predicted model, not a curated record. Gene Ontology annotation, molecular function: guanyl-nucleotide exchange factor activity. Gene Ontology annotation, cellular component: plasma membrane. The transcript has 14 exons. The coding region runs from base 1270 to 2997 and encodes 575 amino acids.
GGCAAUCUGAAGAGGACAGAAACACACUUUGUCCACUGUCUUAUAAAAUGUUGACAUUGAGUUCUCUAUUUAACAAUGACUUCAGCUAAGCUCAGAGCAUUUGUGUUAAUGCUUAUGUCCUGUAGCUCCUGAUCCUUUGGCUGUUAUGACCAUGUCCUGCCUCAGCGAGAGACAUGGCAAUGAUGACGCACGUAGUGACAGAUCUCCCAGAGUGAUUCUCAGUAAUCAAUUUCUUCCCAUUGGUGGCUGUUUUUUCCCUCCAGCAUUCUCCCAUGGCAUUGGUUUGUGGUUGGGAUAGAGUACAAAAGGCUGAAGCUUUUCUUCUGUUUCUUUUUCUUGAUGCUUCCUUCCCUAAAUGCUGUUUUCAUCUGCCAGGUUGUCCUAAUAGUAGAUUUUUUCCCCAACACUCCACCCCUUGGCCACCCUUGCCAAGGCGCGCGCAUGUGUUAUGAUGCCAUGGUCCCCGUUGGCUGGAGCUGGAGCAGAUGCCCUUGGAGUGUAGGAUGUGCCUUCCCAGACAGGGCUCCACACCUCUCCCAUUCAGAUGUAAAUAUCCUUGGCAUCUUGAAAAGAAGGAUUAGCCCAGGUUGUGUCCUCCUGCGGCCUUCACAAACCCUGUCCCUCUGGGUCCAAAGCUAGGGCUGGCUUCCCGCAUUGUUUGCCUUCUGAAACCCUCAGUCUGUCGGCUCCUGAAUGCCUCCAUUGUCCAGACAUGCUGCCUGAAACCGACAGUCUAUUCUCGGUCCCGAGCUCUGUCCCUAGAAAUCCAAGUCACAACUUAAUAGCCUCUGGCCUCUACUGAGCCCCUCUAAGAAGGGCUUUGUGAGUUGCAAAGCAUAUGAAUGGUGAGGACUGGCACCAGGCUUCCUGUCCCCCAAAUCAGGAGCCUCUCGGCCCACGUGUUUGCUGAGAACGGAGGCUUUACAGAGCUCCCACCCCAAAAGAAUUAGACACAAGUGGGUGAAAAUCGGCCGUGUCAGACCUCCCAGUGGAAGCUGGAGGGUCAGCAUCGAAUGUCUGGAUUUACGUACACGCACCUGUAAGCACACGUGCACGCUCACACACGCACACACACACGCACCUGUGCGUACGGCGCACACGCAGUACUCGAAGUCUAGGCCUCUCUUACAAUUCCACUUUUUCAGCCUCUGUCCUGCUUAUCCCCUGCUGGACGCAGGUCAGCCCGGCGUUGCCUGUACGUGACGCUGUGUCUUCCCUGCAGCUUCGAAGCCGCGCACGCUCUCCCCGGCCGGCGCUCGGCUCCGUGAGAUGAAGCAGUGCGAAGCCCAGUUCCGUCCUCCACGGAAGGACGAUCUCCGCACGCGGCGGCCGGAGGCUCGAGCCCGACGCAAGCUGGGUCCUCCGAUCGAAGCACGGCCGGGCGUCGGGGGGCAUGAGAGUGCGCUGGUCGGGCGGUGCGCGUGUUCCCCCGGGAGCGUCCGCGUCCCGACGGCGCGGCUGUUGGUCCGGACGCAGCCGUGUUCAAAGUUCCGGCCCCCGCGUCGCCGCGAGGGCGCCGGGCUUCCCGCCGGCGUUACUGACGCUGCGUCUCUCCCUUUAAACCCGCUGCAGGGAAGCAUGCCUCAGACGCCCCCCUUCUCGGCCCUGUUCGACGGCAGCGGUUACAACCGGAACCCGCCCCCGGCGGACGCGGGCUGCGCCGGCCUGUGCUACCACGACAACAACCUCCUGUCGGGGUCUCUGGAGGCGCUCGUCCAGCACUUGGUGCCCCGCGUGGACUACUACCCCGACAGAACGUACAUAUUCACCUUCCUACUCAGCUCUCGGCUGUUCAUGCAUCCCUAUGAGUUAAUGGCCAAAGUUUGCCACUUAUGUGUUGAGCACCAGAGACUAAGUGAUCCCAACAGCGACAAGAACCAGAUAAGAAAAAUUGCACCCAAAAUCCUUCAGCUCCUGACGGAAUGGACGGAAACGUUUCCUUAUGAUUUUCGGGAUGAAAGAAUGAUGAGAAACUUGAAGGAUCUGGCUCACCGGAUAGCCAGCGGCGAGGAGCAAACAUAUAGGAAGAACGUCCAGCAGAUGAUUCAGGGUCUGAUCCGCAAACUGGCCACGCUCAGCCAGUAUGAGGAAGUCCUGGCGAAAAUCAGCUCCACGUCCACGGAUCGGCUCACGGUUCUCAAGACCAAGCCACAGUCCAUUCAGAGGGACAUCAUUACCGUCUGCAGUGACCCUUACACUCUGGCUCAGCAGCUGACUCACAUCGAGCUGGAAAGGCUCAAUUAUAUUGGGCCAGAAGAAUUUGUUCAGGCGUUUGUACAGAAGGACCCUUUGGACAAUGACAAGAGCUGCUACAGUGAACGGAAGAAAACCCGAAACCUGGAGGCGUACGUGCAGUGGUUCAACCGGGUCAGCUACCUGGUUGCCACCGAGAUCUGCACGCCUGUAAAGAAGAAGCACCGGGCAAGGAUGAUCGAGUAUUUCAUCGACGUAGCUCGGGAGUGUUUCAACAUCGGCAACUUCAAUUCCCUGAUGGCCAUAAUCUCUGGCAUGAACAUGAGCCCGGUGUCUCGACUGAAAAAAACAUGGGCUAAAGUGAAGACUGCAAAGUUUGAUGUUCUUGAGCAUCAGAUGGACCCUUCCAGUAAUUUCUACAACUACCGAACCGCUCUUCGUGGGGCAGCACAAAGGUCUUUAACGGCUCACAGCAGCCGAGAGAAGAUCGUGAUACCAUUCUUCAGUCUUUUAAUCAAAGAUAUUUACUUCCUCAACGAGGGCUGUGCCAACCGCCUUCCAAAUGGCCACGUCAACUUCGAGAAAUUUUGGGAACUGGCCAAACAAGUGAGUGAGUUCAUGACGUGGAAACAGGUGGAGUGUCCGUUCGAGAGGGACCGGAAGAUCCUGCAGUAUCUGCUCACGGUGCCGGUCUUCAGCGAGGACGCGCUCUACCUGGCUUCCUACGAGAGUGAAGGACCUGAAAAUCACAUAGAGAAGGACCGAUGGAAGUCCUUACGGUCCAGCCUCUUAGGCAGAGUUUGAGGAGCAGGCGCUGACUGUGGCCGCUGCUGAGCCGCGCGGACCGCCGAGGGCUGCCUCUCCCACACCCAGUUCUGCGGAGUGUCCCGUAGUCCCCGCAAGCCGGCCGGCUCCGGGCAGAGGGGACGAACGUCCCACGGCCGACGGAUGACUCAGACCCUGGGAGAUGGAGAUGUUCACGGAAGAUGCUUGAGAAAGAAUCCUCUACCGACCGGCGCGGCCCAUGAUUCAUCUUCUGGAAUUUCCAUGUGAAUCACAGCUCUGCACCUGGACGGAGCUUUCUUCUGUGUGUGUUUGUGUUUUUUUUAUUUGCUUGAACAUUUGCUGCUAAUGGGACUUGCCCAGCUGAGGGCUGGCUCUUAGGAAGCCCAUGUUUCUUUAACUUAAGUGAAAAAGGGAGAGGAGGGAGGGGAGAAAACCUUCCCUGUGGAUCUGGACUUGAGCUCCACGGCAUUGCCCGGAGGGGUAAGACUGGUUCAGCACGGACUUGGACUUCGGUUCCCCUUAGUGUGUGCUGCGUUUCCAAUUCCUCUCCUCCCUCUUCCUGCAACUUUGAGUGGGCUGCUGGUUAGCAAACUCCUUUUUACCCAUAUAAGUUAUUUAAUAUAAUGAAGCUCAACACUAUGGUAGGAAAAUAGCCACUAGGGAAAAGGCAGCAGACUUUGUCGUCGGACUGCUUGUGUUCUAGAAGGACUGUUUGUUUUCUCUGCCCUUCUGAGCUGUUUACAACUGACCACUGUGUUCUACAGAUGUAUUUUUCAGUAGUUGUUUUGUUACUUAGUUUUCCAUCAUGCCUAUUUUUUCCCUCUUGUAAAUCUAAAUUAUCUGACUUUAAGAGUCUUGGAAAAAACUCAUGGCCUAAUUACAACUUAAUUUUUUUGAACAGACUGUUAUUUUUCAUUAUGUUUGGGAGUCUGUUGGUGACUAAACAUGUGAACCUGCGCCUCCCCUCCACUGCAGCAGUGAAGGAAAACAAACGGAAAACAUCUUGCUGUUAACUCAAAGGUCGAUCUAAUUGUGAAGUAGUUCACCUUGUUAAACAUCUCAAUAAGCCUGUCGUUGCUCUGCAAACAGCCAUCCUGUGUAUUUACUCUAGGAGAAACUGUAGAGUAGUAAACCGCUAAUGAAGAAAACAAAACAUCAUGUUCAAAAGCAGAGACGUAUUUGAGAACUUAAUGACACGGUUUCCCAAAACAGAGCAUGUGUGUGUGCUGCACGCCUUCUCCGCAGACCGAAAAUGUCGCCAAAUUGUCCUUUUACAACCAUCAAUAUAUGUUACACUCCCGGCCA